GACUGGAGUUGAUGGGACCUGGGCUUGGUCCCGGCAGGUUGAUGGGGGCGGGGGCGUCUGGGUCUGGGUGUUUGGAGGGUUUUCUGGGCCACGUUUCAGAAAGGGGAUCAGGGGGAGGAGCCGUAGGUCCAGUGGGUGAGGUGCAGGGAGUGUCUCAGCCUGGAGCAGUUGGGAAACUGGGCCUGGUUCCCAAUGGGUGAAUUCAGGGGGGUCUGUCUGUCCCCGCUGCUCUCAGCCACCCGGCCCCUCUCCAAAUCUUGCAUUUGCCAUGAAUUACUAAUUCCACUGGGCCUGGGCAGUAUUUGCCCUGUAACGCCUGGUACCGGGCACCGUUCCCAGGGGGGUUGCCCUAUGGAACCCCAUUCGGACAGACUCGGUAAGGGGGGAGGGUCUGGGCUCACGGGGCAUCCUGGGAUGGGUUUGGGCAGCGCCCUCUGGUAGCGGUGCAGACUCUGAGCUAAUGACCCUGUGCAGGGGAGGGGCAGAAAUGAGCUGUUACAUUGCUAGCUGAACUCAGCAGCCUAUCCUGCCCCCGUGCUGCGCCCCACACCUCAGCACCGGGGGAAGGGUCCCUGUACACCUAGCCCUGUGCCUCAGAGCUGGCUGCAUCUUCUCAUGGCCCCAUAUAACGCCCUACACCAGAGGUGGCUGCAGCUUCUCAUGGCCCCAUAUUAUAAUGCCCCACCCCAGAAGUGGCUGCAUUUCAGCAGGGGAAAAGGUAUGUCUGUAUAGCCAGCCCCUGGGCCUCAGCCCAGAGGUUGUCACGUCUCAGCGCUGGGUGAGGGAUCCCUCUGCAACCAGCCCCCAUGCCCCACCCCAGAGGUGGCUGCAUCUGAGCAAUGAGAAAGGGAUCCCUGUAUAAUGAACUGCCAUGCCCCACCCCAGAGAGUAUGUGUCUCCGUGCUGGGCAAGGGAUUCCCACAUAACCAGCCCCCGUGCUCCACCCCAGAGGGGCUGCAUCUCCACACCCGGUGAUUUCUUGCUCACAUUUCUCUCUCCCACAGACGGGCUGUCCCAAGGCCGGUUCCCUCUGGCCCCUCCCUAUGCUGUGGUCUUGAUCUCCUGUUCGGGUCUCCUGGCCUUUGUCUUCCUCCUCCUCACCUGCCUGUGCUGCAAACGGGGCGAUGUCGGCUUCAAGGAGUUUGAGAACCCGGAUGGGGAGGAGUAUUCGGGGGAGUACACGCCACCCGCUGAGGAGACCUCAUCCUCCCAGUCCAUCCCAGAUGUCUACAUCCUGCCGCUCUCCGAGGUCUCCCUCCCUGCUACCAACCAGCAGAUGCCCAAGACAGACCUGGUGAAACACAUGGGCCUGAGCCGGCAGCACCUCAGCUACCUGCAGGAGAUCGGCAACGGCUGGUUUGGGAAGGUGAUCCUGGGGGAGAUCUUCUCCGACUUCACCCCAGCCCAGGUGGUGGUAAAGGAGCUCCGGGCCAGCGCCGGGCCCCUGGAGCAGAGGAAGUCUCUGGGGGUGACGAUCUGGGAGCUGUUUGAAUUCGGCAGCCAGCCCUACCGGCACCUGUCGGACGAAGAGGUUCUCGCCUUCGUCAUCAAGGAGCAGCAGAUGAAGCUGGCCAAGCCACGCCUGAAGCUGCCCUACUCUGAUUACUGUGCUGAAAGGCUGCUGCUGGUCACAUUCCAGUAUGAACCCUAUCAGAAAUCUCGGGAGGAGAGCAUGUUGUCUCAGGAAGAUGAAGUGCCAGAUACCAGGGGAGGGGUCGCCAUGCAGGGGGCCAACCAGGCACAGAGGUUGAAGAGCGCUGGGUAG
Pelodiscus sinensis (Chinese soft-shelled turtle) is the source of this 1765-nucleotide messenger RNA. The record is from RefSeq and is a predicted model, not a curated record. NCBI's taxonomy places the organism in Eukaryota, Metazoa, Chordata, Testudines, Trionychidae.